This is a messenger RNA of Oncorhynchus mykiss (rainbow trout), 7283 nucleotides long. Lineage: Eukaryota; Metazoa; Chordata; Actinopteri; Salmoniformes; Salmonidae. The record is from RefSeq and is a predicted model, not a curated record.
GGGGCAGCCCUAAUAUAUACAUAACCGUCACUUUAAAUUUCACUGCAGGACCCUAGUUUUUGCAGUAGUUUAUCAUUCUGUGUCUGUAUUCAGCUAAUUCCUCCACGUCCCAGGUGGCAGCCUGGCUGUCUGCUAUAGAGCCACGUCCACCAACAUGUUUACAGAAAUCAUACUUCGCUGUUUGGUUGAAAGGCAGUUGAAUGUCUAAAACGAAUACAAAGGCCUCACAAAGCACAAUGUGUCCCUUUCAGAGGAGUUUUAAACUGAUUGAGCUGCAUUGAAGCUGGAGUGGCUUUGGCCGUUUCCUCGAUGCCUUUCAUGUGUUAACCCCUGUGACUCCUUAUCUGUGGUAUUCAUACGUUAGUAGUGCUAGUGCCCAUCUAUAACUCAGAAGGCCCCUACAUUUUAAUCGGGCAGUUGGAGGGCCUAUUUAACCUUUACUGUGGGUGUAAACAUGGCGUCAGUAUAUAUUUGGGAUGCAGAAGGGUGUGUUGUGAAUAUUCAAUACAGUUACUGUGGUUAGACUUUAGAAGUGACAACGUCCCACUAUAAGGCUGGAAAUACACCGUGGUCAUGGUCAGGGGAUUGACACUGUGGUCAGCUGUGACUCUGACAUCUGUUUGUAGGUCACAUGUUAUAGGGAAUCAACCUUGUUUGGUACUUUUGAGUGUGGUGUAAGAUGAGUCAAAUAGUUUGAAUAUCAAUUUCUAUUAACAAUUGUACAGUAUCACUAUUUCUCAUUUAGCAUAUAAUGGAAAUUGGAAAAGGCAUUGCUAAACUAUGACAUCAUUGCUAAAAGCCACACUGGCUGUAGUUUGUAUUGCAACUUGAAGAUGAAUUUCCUUAUUUGCAGUGCAUAUACAGAAACAAAUCCUCCUGGCUCUAACUCGGUAGUUGGCAGUCUCCUGUAUGAGGAGGGCAGUGGUUGUAUGUACCUAAGAAAAAAGGGGUGUGUCAGGUGUACACUAACAGGUGAAGUCACUAUUCACACCACAACACGUCCCGUGUUAAAGUGAAAGCUCCCAUGACAAGAGUUAAGACAGGGAGUUAUAUGGUGAAGCCUCCCAUACCCCCUUCCACGUUGACUCAUUGAAUCGAUUUAAGUCGGUUCCAAAUUAUUGUUAACAUUUGAUAUAUUUACCUUGUCACCGUGCGCUCCAACUGGACUUUGGAAUAUAUAUUGGACUCACUUUAGUAGAAGUGAGGCUCCUAUAUGCCAAACAUGAUGUAACUGUCAUUGGUCACUGGUUGAACUUUGAACUGCCUGGUGCAGACUGAGUUUCCUGGAGGAGCUGCUGUGAGUGUGUACUCAAAUCUUCAACAUGGUGGACAAGGCAUGGAGGAAGAGUUGGCAGUUCAUCGAGAACAGGAUGUCUCUGCGUGUGAAGAAGCAGUCUUCUCCUACUGUUGAACGUAAGAGUGAUGUGGAGGGGGAUGCGCGGCCCAGUGAGAGUGACGGUGGAGCAAGCUACAGGGGCCCAGUGAUAAGCCCAGACCGCUUCGAGGGCCCCCUCUACGGCCACGGGGUACAGCCGGGCCCCCAGCGCCCCCCCCGCAGGCCCAAGCUCCAGCACUCGCAGUCCAUUCUUCGCAAGCAGGCCGAGGAGGAGGCCAUCAAGCGCUCCCGCUCGCUCUCCGAGGGCUAUGAGCUCUCCGCUGACCUCCAGGACAAACAGGUGGAGAUGCUGGAGCGUAAAUAUGGCGGACGCUUCAUAACCCGGCAUGCGGCCCGCACCAUCCAGACAGCCUUCCGCCAGUACCAGAUGAACAAAAACUUUGAGCGUCUCAGGAGUUCUAUGUCUGAGAACCGCAUGUCCCGACGCAUCGUUCUGUCCAACAUGAGGAUGCAGUUCUCCUUCGAGGGCCCUGAGAAAGUCCACAGCUCCUACUUUGAGGGGAAACAGGUGUCCCUGACAGACGACGGCACCCCCCUGGCCUUGGUACAGUCUGAGUGCGGGGACAUGGAGGUCCACCACCAGGCCAACAUGGCGUCUCACCCUGCUUCCCAGAACGACCUGACGGACGCCAUCACGGAGUUGGAGGACGCCUUCUCCAGGCAGGUGAAGUCUCUGGCCGAGUCCAUUGAUGAUGCCUUGAACUGCCGCAGCCUGCAGGGCGACGAGGGUCUUGACCCUGAGGCCAUGGGCUGCCCGGAGGUAGAGAGGGAGGUGGCCUAUCAGGUGAAGCCUCACCGCGGGGUGGCGGGGCGCAUGCGAGAGGACAUGAUGGCGUCCUACAGCGAUGUGACUCUGUUUAUCGACGAGGAGGAGCUGUCUCCCUCUAUGGGGCUAUCGCGGGGGUCAGGUGACCAGCCCUCCAGCAUUGAGUCAGACCUACGCCUGCGCUCAGCCAACUCCUCCCAGGAGUACUGGCCCCUGGACACCAAAGAUGAGGGGCGUGACACAGACACCAGCUGCCGCAGCACCCCUUCCCUGGAGUGCCAGGAGCAGCGGCUCAGGGUGGACCACCUCCCCCUGCUGACCAUCGAGCCGCCCAGCGACAGCUCCGCCGAACACAGUGACCGCUCUGACCGUAGCUCCGUCAAACGACCGCCCGUCUACGAGCCUCACGGGGGCAGCCACAUCGUGGCGUCCUCCAAGGCUAGCCCCAAACACAUCUCUCAUGGCCCACCCCCGCGGGCGCCCUCCAGGGAUGACGAGGCGCCCCUCCGCCACCGCCACCGGGCACUGGAAAGCCACCUGGCCAUCAACGGCUCUGCCAAUCGGCAGAGCAAGUCUGAGUCUGACUUCUCGGACGGGGAUAACGACAGCAUCAACAGCACAUCGAACUCCAACGACACCAUCAAUUGCAGCUCUGAGUCGUCCAGGGACAGCCUGAGGGAGCAGACACUCUGCAAGCAGACAUACCACAAAGAGACACGUAACAGCUGGGACUCGCCCGUCUUCAGCAACGAUGUGAUCCGCAAGAGGCACUACCGCAUCGGCCUGAACCUCUUCAACAAGAAGCCAGAGAAAGGCGUACAGUACUUGACUGAGAGAGGGUUCGUCCCGGACACACCUGUGGGUGUGGCUCACUUCCUGCUUCAGAGGAAGGGCCUGAGCAGGCAGAUGAUUGGAGAGUUCCUGGGCAACCGUCAGAAACAGUUCAACAGAGACGUCCUGGACUGUGUGGUGGAUGAGAUGGAUUUCUCGUCAAUGGAGCUGGACGAGGCACUGAGAAAGUUCCAGAACCACAUUCGGGUCCAGGGAGAGGCCCAGAAGGUGGAGCGCCUCAUCGAAGCCUACAGCCAACGCUACUGUAUCUGUAACCCUACGGUAGUGCGACAGUUCCGGAACCCUGACACGAUCUUCAUCCUGGCCUUCGCCAUCAUCCUCCUCAACACAGACAUGUACAGCCCCAACGUCAAGCCGGAGAGGAAGAUGAAGCUGGAGGACUUCGUCAAGAACCUCCGAGGGGUGGAUGAUGGGGAGGACAUCCCCAGGGAGACUCUGGUAGGAAUUUAUGAAAGGAUCAGGAAGAGGGAGCUGAAGACAAACGAGGACCACGUGUCUCAGGUUCAGAAGGUGGAGAAACUCAUAGUGGGGAAGAAACCGAUUGGAUCUCUCCACCAUGGAAUAGGAUGUGUGCUGUCCCUGCCCCAUCGCAGGCUAGUGUGCUACUGUCGGUUGUUUGAAGUGCCAGACCCCAACAAGCUCCAGAAGUUAGGCCUGCACCAGCGGGAGAUCUUCCUGUUUAAUGACCUUCUGGUGGUGACAAAGAUUUUCCAGAAGAAGAAGAACUCUGUGACAUACAGCUUCCGGCAGUCUUUCUCUCUGUAUGGGAUGCAGGUUCUGAUGUUUGAGAACCAGUAUUACGGGAAUGGAAUCAGGCUUACAUCAGCCAUACCAGGUGCCGACAUCAAGGUCCUCAUCAACUUUAAUGCGCCCAACCCCCAGGACCGCAAGAAGUUCACUGACGACCUGCGAGAGUCUAUCGCCGAGGUCCAGGAAAUGGAGAAAUACAGGAUAGAGUCUGAGCUUGAGAAGCAGAAAGGGGUGGUGAGGCCCAGUAUGUCCCAGAGCUCUGGGCUGAAGAAGGAGGCUGGCAAUGGCAACAUGAACCGUGCCAGUCUGGACGACACCUACACCAUGGGCGAGGGCCUGAAGAGGAGCGCCCUCAGCAGCUCCCUCCGCGACCUCUCCGAAGCAGGCAAGCGUGGGCGCCGCAGCAGUGCAGGAUCACUAGACAGCAAUAUGGAAGGGUCCAUCAUUAACAGUCCUCACAUACGCCGGAGAGCCACAACCCCACGCAGCGAGGGCCCGCCCCGGGGCCACCCUACCAUCCCCAACUCCUCCUCCCUCCUCGGGUCGCUCUUUGGCAACAAACGGGGGAAGCCUUCAUCCCAGAGCCAUCCUCCUCUUCCUCUGCCUGGUCACCCCACCCUCAUCUCCCACACGCCCCAUCCGUCCAACCUCCACCACACAGCCCAGCAGGUAGCCCAGGCCCAGCUCCACCACUCCCAGUACUGCCACGUCCAACAGAACCCCCCUCCCUACCACCACCACCACCAUUACCACCCCCCUCCCCAUACACAGUACCACCAGCACCCGGCAGCAUAUGCAUCCUCCUCCCACACACACCAACACACCCACCCCCACCCGCAUGUACCACAGCACAGCCACGGCACCCAUAGCCAGCAUUCCCUUCACGCCUCACACUCCCAGCAUGCCCCUCACCACCACAGUCAGCUGCAGGGCCCGGCACCCAGCGGGCCCAAACCCAAACACAGUGGCAUCAGCACCGUGGUGUGACCUCCCUCACUGAAAUAGUGCGAGAGCAAAAGAGAGAACGAAAGAGAGCUAGAGAGAGAGAGAAAAGAUUGAAUGAGCAAAAGGAAAGAGUGAGUGAGUGAACUUAAGGGAGGGACAGUCUCUUCCCCCAAAGGGACAGAGGGUAUACUGUCAGUCGAUGGCCUAUCUACUGUGUUCCACUGCUGUGAUGGAGAUGGACCUCUGGCAGUCCCAUGUAUCCGCUCCCCCCUUCAGCUGCUCACCAAUAUGCUGGAUGGAAACCAGAUUCAAUUCUUCCACAAAGGGCCUCAGCUCGAACCUUAGUAAGGGCCUCUGUCUCUCUGUCAGGGCUUCAGGGAGGUGUUUUGUACGGGGAAACGCUUUCCCUCCUCCUCCCCAUGAACUCACACCAAACCCGGCCGUGACGGCUGAAGAGAACCGUGCAUUCUCUUUAGGCCGCUGUCCACUUCUCCGUUCUUUCAAUAGCCCGUCUUCCCUUCACGUAAUCAGGAGACAAGACCACCUGGGAUAGGCCUGAGAAAACAUGUCUGACUGUUUUCUCUGUCACAAUGGCAUAUUAUAUUGUAUACAGUCUUUUUAAACAAAGCUAGCUUUUAACACUCUGCUUUCUUGAGGUUUCCAAAACUCUCUUCAUUUUUAAGAAUGCUAUUUGUUCUUGCCUCUCCUAGAAUUCAUGUUGUGUAAAAAAGCUAGGUGUAAUCAUUUCACAAUAACUAGACCAACGGACAGGCUAACAACAGUCUCAAUCGUAGUAGUUCUAGUGUUGUAUUUACUGUAGAUGACAGCUUUACGUGUUGUCUCCUAGCACUCAUUUGAUAAAUGUGCCAAUUACUAAUGCAUAAACGAUUUAGUCUAGACUUCAUGUGCAGUAUAUUGUGCGUAAAGUACCUUGUAAGAUUAUACUUACAACCAUUAUUAUCAUUAGAAAUCAACUGUAUCAGUAUUAUACUGACUCUAUGGGAACAGGAUAGAUGGGAAGGGGGAGUGGAGCCACGUUGUCAGGCAGUCCAAUAACCUACUCUGGAACCUUUUGCCUUUCAAACAGAGCAUUGAGAGACUGGAAUGCAGCUGUGGCACAUGGCCCUCCUAAUGCUGGGCUGUCAUGUAUAAAACCUCAAGAGAGAACAGAUAUUGGGUGUCUACUGAUCAUAUGUUGUUCCUAUGCUGGGUGGAUGGGUCCCGCUCGGCUCGGUGUUGUACUUCGAUAUGAAGUACGGACGUUUAGUACUGUGAGUACGGGCGUGUAGUACUGUGAGUACGGGCGUGUAGUACUGUGAGUACGGGCGUGUAGUAAGGUGGCAGUGGUGGAAGGGUCACAGAUCUCGUGUUGAGCUCAUGGCCUUCUUUUGGUUGUAUGCUGGCUUAAGCUCACAGCGUUCCUGACCUCUCAAGACACUUUACGCGAUAGAAGUUGAGGCUCGCGUCACUUUACUGAUGGACCCGCAGUAAAGCUGACAAAUGUCUCAUGCCUUUUGAAAUAUGAAGCAGCUGCAUUCUUGACUCUUCAAAUCAAAAUACGAUAAUCCUUUAUUUGAUUUUUUUCAUCAUUUACUGUGUCUUUGUUUUCAUCACAAAUCCUGAGUAGGUGAGUGACUAGAAUAACCUUAAGUAUGUAGUGUGUAGUUUUUUGUUUGUCAUCUUAGUUUUUAUCAUUAUGUACAGUAUGUGCAAUAUCUUCGUACUGGUUUUGUACAUUCAAACAAAAACAAAAAAAAAGUGUCCCUUCUGUUUGUUUUGUGUGUUUCCAUGUUGCAUCGUUAUUUAUUUAGGUUGGAACCCUGUCGUUCUCUCUCAGUGGCUUAAUGUGUGGCUGUUCUCAUGGUUCUCUGAGAAACACGGUCCUGGGAUUUUCGAAUUCAGUGGAAUGUCGGAAGUGGUUUUGCAUGUAAUGUUAUUAAUGUGAGGCUAUCCUCAGCACAUUGUAUAACAAAUCAGUGUUACCAUAGUCGAUUGAAGUGCAAUCACAUAAAAAAAAAAUACAGACUUGUAAGGCCCUUUACAGGUUCAAGUCUGUUAUCAUGUUGUCCUGGAAGAGAUUCAGGUGAAUUCUUAUUUUUUUUCUUCAGAUGAUAUACUUAUUUAGACAGUUGACGGCAGUGCUUGACUUGGACUGAAAUAGGUUCCGGUACUCAUUUUGGGUGCCAGUACUGUUUAUAUUUAGGUACUGGAGCUCCUCAAUACUUAUGAGCUAAAAUUCUAUAAGAGGAACAGAACCUCAAGCAGUAGUAUGAAGUGCCGGUACUCUGCUCCGGUGUCCCAAGUCAAGCACUGGUUGACGGUAAAAAGAAGGAGGAAUGUGUGUAUAUAUUUUAAUAAAGGAAUAUGCUUCCCUCUGGGCAGAACAGAAAUAUUUUGCUGGAUAAGCACAUAUGAAGGAGCGCUUUCAUUUUUCAGGAAAUCCAGAUCUAAUACACAGCAAAGAAAUGCAAAUGAAACAAAGGAACUGGGUUAUAUGUAAAGAAAAAUAUCUUUCUACAUUCUACGAAAUGAGAGUAUAUUAUCGCGUGUACAUUAAAGUAAAAGUCAACUGUU